Messenger RNA from Gadus macrocephalus (Pacific cod), 5322 nucleotides. RefSeq names its product BICD family like cargo adaptor 1 (gene bicdl1). The coding region runs from base 525 to 2429 and encodes 634 amino acids. Lineage: Eukaryota; Metazoa; Chordata; Actinopteri; Gadiformes; Gadidae. The transcript has 11 exons. Gene Ontology annotation, biological process: Golgi to secretory granule transport; vesicle transport along microtubule. The record is from RefSeq and is a predicted model, not a curated record.
CGUUUUGCAGCUAGCGGGCUCGCGCUCCGCUGAGUAGUCGACCCUCUGGAUGGCUCGCGCCGCCAGUGUACCAGGCCAGUCAUUAUGGGGGACUGGGACCCUGCCACGGGCUGGACUCCGACCGACCGGCCGUCACUGAGAGCUCGUCAAGGAGGUUGAUGCGCUAAUAAGAGAGUUAGCAUCGCCGCUAAUUACCCCGCGUCGUCAAUAAGCUGCUGAAGAGGAGGGGUUUUUUCAGCUAUCACAACCGGGUCCGGCGGCUUCACCAGAGAGAGGAGAGGCGCGAGGACGUCGGGGGAAGGGGGGACGGGGACGUGAACGACAGGUGUGAUCAGGCAGUCUUUCAAAGACAGGUGUGAUCAGUCUUUUAAAGCGCAUCCGAUUUGGAGAAGCGGCUUGGCCGCAUCCAUGGACGACCCGACGAUCGAUAUGACUGAGCUUCCCGGAAAAACAACACUCAAGUGGGAUCAGCCGAAAUAAAUCAGCCCGGCUCAUCCGUCUGCUCUUUUCUCCGCCGGGCGGCGAUGUCAGCUGCCCGUAAGAACCUGCACGCGACAGGCGGGGGUUCAGCACUGGUGGAGCUGGACAGCGACUGCAUGGAGCAGCCGGCGGUUGAUCAGGCCAACACGACCGCACAGGGAACCGUAGGAUUUCAGGGUCACUCGCUGCUACAGAACCGCUCUGGAGGCCUCGGAAUGGCGUUGGAGGAGGAACUAGCCAUGCUCACCGGGGAGCGGGACGACGAGGAGGAGUUACCUGACCCAGGAGCGCCCACGGUGGGCCACGAUACGGACUUGUUGUCGCUCCUCCGGCAAAAGGAGAAAGACUUGGUUUUAGCUGCAAAACUCGGCAAAGCACUGUUGGAGAGGAACCAAGACCUAACGAAGCAAUAUGAGAAGAUGAACAAAGAUCUUAACGAAAAACUAGAGCACCUGGAGCAGGAGAAGCACGAGCUGCGUCGGCGUCUGGAGCGGCGUGAGGGUGAGUGGGAGUGCCGCGUGGCCGAGCUGGAGACGGACGUCCAGCAGCUGGAGGUGGAGCUGGAGCGCCAGCGGCUGCAUCUGAGGGAGGCGGAGCGGGAGAGGAGCAGUACCGUCGGCCAGCUCUCGGAGCACAACCACCGGCUCCUGGAGCAACUUAGCAGGGUGAGGGCAGGGGGGGGGGUGCUGUCCACUCAGGUCCAUUCUUUACAGGAUGACUUCAGGGAGAAGAGUGUGUCAAGCAGUCAGCACAUGACCCGGCUGGAGAGUCUGCAGGUUGAGCAAGGGUCAGAAAUCACCCUGCUGUCGGAGAGGAAGAUGGAGCUGGAGCGGCGCGUGCACGCCGUGUUGGGGGACAACGAGCUGCUGCAGAACACCAUGGACCACCAGCGGGAGAGGACUCUGAUGCUGGAGAAGCAGUGUCACGAGAAGGACCAGCAGCUGCGUCAGAGUCAGCUGGAGCUGCGAGAGGUCAAGUCGUCCCACAGGCUGCUGAGUGCCCGGCUGGAGGAGCUGGUGGACGAGCGCAGCCUGCAGGGCCUCAGUCACCACCCCUCCAGCCUGCUGUGUGAGAUCGAGCAGAGCAUGGAGCAGGAGGAGCAGGAGCAGGAGAGAGAGCAGCUGCGUGUCCAGCUGUGGGAGGCCUACUGCGAGGUGCGCUCCCUCUGCUCCCACCUGAGGGGAAAUGACCUCACAGACUCUGCCCUCUCCACCGACUCCUCCAUGGACGAGUCGUCAGAGACCUCCUCCGCCAAGGACGUGCCCACGGGGAGCCUCCGCGCUGUCCUGCUGGAGCUCCGCCGGCUCACCCAGAACCUGCUGGACGGCAACGAGUCCACGGGCUCGAGGCGGAGCGACGAGGAGACUCUGGAGGAGCACGGGAGGAAGAUGGGGGAGGAGCUUAGGGAAAUCAGGGAUCUGUACGACGCCGAGAGAGACAAGACGAUGUGCGUCGAGGAGGAGCUCCUGCGACUACACAACCAGAUGGCGCUGCUCUCUUUGGAGAUGCGCUCCGUCCAGGAGGAGAGCGAGAGAACGAGGGCCAUGUCGGCGGUCCUGGAGCCCAGCGAGCAGCUGCUGAGUGCCAUACGGGACCGGGACGACGCCAUAGCCAAGAAGCAGGCUGUGGAGAUGGAACUGGCCAAGUGUAAGAUAGACAUCAUGUCUCUCAACAGCCAGCUGUUGGACGCCAUCCAGCAGAAGCUAAACCUAUCGCAGCAGCUGGAGGCUUGGCAGGACGACAUGCACAGAGUGAUCGACCAGCAGCUGAUGGACAAGCACCAGGACGAGUGGCGGGACGCUCCCAUCGCCGCCUCCAGGGUCCCGGGGUCCAGUGGCGCCGGCCGGUCGCCUUCCUCCUCCUCCUCUUCCUCCUCCUCCUCCUCCAGGAGAGUGCACCGUCGCUCAGAGGAAGACAAGAGGCUCUUCUCUUUCUUUAAGAAGAACUGAACGCUGUCGCCCGGUUCAGGGGGCGAGGGAGCAAGGGCCAAAUGAGAGAAGGAGAGGGAGAUAUAGUCGAGAGAGAGAGAGAGAGAGAGAGAGAGAGAGAGAGAGAGAGAGAGAGAGAGAGAGAGAGACAGAGACAGAGACAGAGACAGAGACAGAGAGACAGAGAGAGAGAGAGAGAGAGCGAGAGACAGAGACAGAGACAGAGACAGAGAGACAGAGAGAGAGAGAGAGAGACAGAGACAGAUAUCAGGGUGGCAUAUGUGGCCAAACACAGCCAAAGCAGGGCAGAGGUCAGACGCAGACAGAAGGGGAGGUCUGGGGAAGGGAAGGGGAGGGAGAGGGUGGUCACUUUUGCACUUUAUCUGUCCCAUUAUCCCUCUGCUCACAAAUGUUGUCUACCAAAUAACCAGAGACUUCUUUUUGCUUCUUUUUUAUAAACCAAGCAAAGACGUGUGCAACCGCCGCUCAUACUGAAACGCCAGUGGUUUUAGUGUGUCAAAGUGGACCUACAGAUUGGGAGAGGCGGGUCCCCAUGUAGUGCCUAUUCUACCAUCACUAGUACCCCACUGCCAACUCCAUGGUGAGGGACCACUGUGCACCAACUCUGAUUACUGUAUUCAUCCCAGUUGUCAAGCCAAGAAGUCUGAGGAGAGCUGUGCACGUUUAGUAUGUGCAUGGACAGAACACGGCGGGAUGUUGGUAAAAUAAAAUAACGUGAAAAAAGGUACUUAAUAAGAAUACUGUGGCUACUCACCAUACUUUGAAAUACUAAACAAUGGAAGAUUGUAUAAAUUGGGGGGAUACAGCGACAUCACAAAAAACAAGUGUCUAAUUGGAGUCCGACUGUGAAUUCGGCCAUUGUCUGUAAAGAACAUAGCCAGCUACUACAGCAGUCCACUCUCAGGUUUAUUCACUUGCCCAGAGGCUUGGUCACCAUGAGGCCUUGGUUCUGGUGUGGGGAGCUUUAACUCCCCUCUUUCCUGCUGUCUUGUUAGUUCAGUGUUUACUGUUGAUCAAGCGGUGUGUCAGACUGACAGGGGUAAAACUCAGAGACGCAAAGACUAUGAAGUGACUGAGAAAGAUUGGUUUCACACUUUUGUUGUUAGAAUGCCCCAAAUGAGGUUGGAUGUUUUACGGGCACAUGGCUUAUAAAUCCUACCUAACACUAUGAUAAUAGAUAUUUUGGAAUACGAAAUACCCAAAGAAGUGUUUAAUUCAUGACCAAACAACUUUGAUUUAGCACUUUUGCCCAUUGAAUUUAAUCGCAAGAACAAUGACAUUUAAUUGUAUAAAUCCAGCCUAUAUGACCUGUGGUUCCUCUCAGGUCUGUGGUAAACUGGGGGUCAUGCACGUCUCUGACAGAUGAAUAAACCUUUGGGUAGUGGAGUUAGUUACGGUCCAAUUAUAAUGUUUGUUGUUUCAAACCUGCACUUCGUAACGGAUGCAUCGGAUGCAUUGCUUUGCUGCACUUGGCUUUAGAAAAAGUGGGAACACUUCCUCUUCACAGCCAACAGCCACAUGCUCUGCAAUGAUGCUUUUUGACCUCCAUUAAGAGAGAAAACAUGCCUGGGCUUAUUGAGAGCGACAUACAUUUAAAUGAAAGGGAUGUCUGCAGUGAAAGGUUAAGUAGUGUAGGUUUGAAGGUUAAAUAGUGCAGGUUUGAUUGUUGAACAUUUCCUGUACUGUAUGUCUGUAAUUGUCCUGAGGACAUUUCAAAUUGGGAUAAAUAAGCACGUGAAUAAUUCUUGAGCGUGCGCUUUCAAAUUAAAAGUCUUGGGUGACAGAACACUCAGAGACAAUCCCAACUCCACAUUGUGUUAAUGGCAGUUCUGCUGUUUGGAACACAUUCACACAAUCUAUACUCUACAGCCAUCUCCAAUUUGACAUGAUAACAAAAAGAGAAAAAUCUACCUCCAAUCUCACUGCUUUCUCAUUGCCUGUGUGCACUUUCAUUUUUGCUGGGCUUCCCUGUUUGGGUCAACACAUCUGUAAAGCCCCUGUGGUGGUACUGUAGAUGUCUGACUGACCGAAUGCACCCUCAACUCCUUCGGGAGAUCCCCAAGUGUCUAUGUGUUGUGAUGGCUUUCAUGUCCAGAUCACCUGUGUGAUACCUAUGCAGAUGUCUUCUCGUCAUCUCAGCUGGUUGUUGGGAAGGAUCAACCCAAAGAGAGAUUUUUUUUAAAGAAAUAAUAUGUAUAUAGUUCAGUAGGUUUGGACGAGAUCAAUAUAUUUAUAAAAAUGCAUAACUUUUCAAUGAGGAUUGACUUUUUUUUAUACAUGUGUACAUUGUUAGCGGUUUCUGUUCAUUUGUCAUGUGUUACGAAUGUGUCAUGUCAAGUUGUGUGACUUUAAGAGGGUUUUGCUGGGUUCUAGGCUUUCUGAACCCAUGGUGGCCCAGGGCAGCACUGGCAAACUAUGAAGAAGCACUUGAAUGUUUUACCCACACAAUCAAUGAUUCCCCAGAACGUGCUUCAGAUGAUGGAUUCUGCCAAACUCUGGACGGGUGCCUGGUUAAGGUGGUCUCUGGUGGGGUGUCUUAGUCCAGUCAUUCACCCCAGACUCAGCUCAGGAUGCUUCUUCCAGUUCCUGCUGAUCUUGCAUGAGUCCUGUGUGGGCACAAAAAAGUAAAAUAAUAAAGAGUUUAAAAAUGAAACAACAAUCUGAUGACAAUCUCCAGAUUCCUGUAACAGGGACCAUAACUGAGAAUGCCAUGUGCUGCUCUUUCCACAAUGCCAAUGUGAUUUGUAUUUAUUAUUUAUUUUUCUUGAUUUGUCUUAGAAAAACCUCUCCUUCCUCUUGUUCACAAUGUCCUGUUUGGUUAAUCUUCCAACAUGUGUUCCAAUAAGAUUGUAGUUUCAUACUUUAAUUUGACAAACAUUGAUGGUUUCUUUUA